Molecule: messenger RNA, 844 nt
Organism: Cuscuta campestris
Lineage: Eukaryota; Viridiplantae; Streptophyta; Magnoliopsida; Solanales; Convolvulaceae
Source: the annotation of a GenBank genome assembly
AUAGGCAGGGCAUUCUCCAACAACCUAAAAAAGAUUGCAUACCUAGGCUAAUGGAAAGCUAUGAUCCAAGAACCAAUAUUAGUGUUGUUUUUUAUGCUGGUAUUUUCUUAUGAUGACUUGAAAACAAUGUUUUAUUUUUGAUGACCCCACCAGGUUUGCCCUGAGAAUAUAGAGAUGAGAUCACUCGAACGUGCUAUCAUAUCUCCCUUAGCAACCCUUUAUUCUUCAACACAAAGCAUUGAUAUUCGUGUUGCAUUGCUUAAAAUUCUUCUUCAUGUUUUGGAGAGGCAUGGAGAAAAGCUGGAUUAUAGCUGGCCAUAUAUUCUUGACAUUCUAAGGUCUGUGGCGCAUGCCGCUGAGAAGGAUCUCAUUUCUCUUGGAUUCCAGUGCCUCCGCAUUAUUAUGAAUGAUGGCCUUUCAUCAAUACCUACUAAUUGCCUUCAUGUUUGUAUCGAUGUUACUGGAUCAUAUUGUGCAUAGAAAACUGAACUAAACAUUAGCCUGACAGCUGUAGGCUUUCUAUGGACUUCUAUUGAUUUUCUUGUCAAGGGGGCCAAGGGGCUUCAAGAUGCUCACGAAGAACAUAAAGAAUCUGAUAAAAUAAACAAUGGGAUUAUGGAGGAGUAUAAUCUCACUUCUUCAAAUAAUUAUAGGGAGCAAGCAUUACAGCUUAACGUAAUUGAUCGUGACAAAUUGUUAUUUUCUGUUUUCUCAUUACUACAAAGUCUGGUAGCUGAUGAGAGACCUGAGGAAUUGUACCAGGAGAAUUCUGAUUUCAAAGAGAUCUCUGAGAAAUGUUUGACGCGCCCCUAUAGAGAUUUCUUAAUCAAAGAUGGAUUUCUAU